This is a messenger RNA of Mirounga angustirostris (Northern elephant seal), 3953 nucleotides long. It is a transcript of the gene SYT6, whose product is annotated as synaptotagmin 6. NCBI's taxonomy places the organism in Eukaryota, Metazoa, Chordata, Mammalia, Carnivora, Phocidae. Gene Ontology annotation, cellular component: plasma membrane; exocytic vesicle. Gene Ontology annotation, molecular function: SNARE binding; phosphatidylserine binding; calcium-dependent phospholipid binding. Bases 1 to 1587 code for a protein of 528 amino acids. Gene Ontology annotation, biological process: regulation of calcium ion-dependent exocytosis; regulation of dopamine secretion; cellular response to calcium ion. The transcript is spliced from 7 exons. The record is from RefSeq and is a predicted model, not a curated record.
AUGAGUGGGGUGUGGGGGACCGGGGGGCCUCGGUGCCAGGCGGCGCUCGCGCUCCUGGCCUCGCUGUGCCGGGCCCGGCCGCCCCCUCUCGGGUUGGACGUGGAGACUUGUCGGAGCUUCGAGCUACAGCCCCCAGAGAGGAGUCCGAGCGCGGCCGACUCAGGCACCUCUGUCAGCCUCCUCGCAGCCGUAGUGAUUGUGUGUGGCGUGGCCCUGGUGGCAGUUUUUCUCUUUCUCUUUUGGAAGCUGUGCUGGAUGCCCUGGAGGAGCAAGGAGGCCUCCAGUCCCGCUUCUGCUAACCCUCCCCCGGACGCCCUCCAGAGCCCAGGCUCCAGAGGCAACAUGGCAGACAAGCUGAAGGACACCAACACGCUGGGCUUCCUAGAGGCGGCUGUGAAGAUCAGCCACACGUCCCCAGAUAUCCCAGCCGAGGUGCAGAUGUCAGUCAAGGAGCAUAUCAUGCGUCACACGCGGCUGCAGCGACAGACCACAGAGCCAGCAUCAUCUACCAGGCACACGUCCUUCAAGCGCCACCUGCCACGGCAGAUGCACGUCUCCAGUGUGGACUACGGCAACGAGCUGCCGCCGGCGGCAGAACAGCCCACCAGCAUUGGCCGAAUCAAGCCUGAACUCUACAAGCAGAAGUCGGUGGAUGGGGACGAUGCCAAGUCGGAGGCUGCCAAAAGCUGCGGGAAAAUCAACUUCAGCCUGCGCUACGACUACGAGAGCGAGACCUUGAUCGUGCGCAUCCUGAAGGCCUUCGACCUCCCUGCCAAGGACUUCUGUGGCAGCUCUGACCCCUACGUCAAGAUCUACCUCCUGCCUGAUCGCAAGUGCAAGCUGCAGACCCGGGUGCACCGCAAGACGCUGAACCCCACCUUCGAUGAGAAUUUCCACUUCCCAGUGCCCUACGAGGAGCUGGCCGAGCGCAAGCUACAUCUCAGUGUCUUCGACUUCGACCGCUUCUCCCGCCAUGACAUGAUCGGAGAGGUCAUCCUGGACAACCUCUUCGAGGCCUCCGACCUGUCCCGGGAAACCUCCAUCUGGAAGGACAUCCAGUAUGCCACCACUGAAAGCGUGGAUCUGGGAGAGAUCAUGUUCUCCUUGUGCUACCUGCCCACAGCGGGCCGGCUCACCCUCACAGUGAUCAAAUGUCGGAACCUCAAGGCAAUGGACAUCACAGGCUACUCAGAUCCAUAUGUCAAAGUGUCCCUGAUUUGUGACGGACGGAGACUGAAGAAGAAGAAGACAACCAUAAAGAAGAACACUCUUAAUCCUGUCUACAAUGAAGCCAUCAUCUUUGAUAUUCCCCCAGAGAACAUGGAUCAAGUCAGCCUGCUCAUCUCGGUUAUGGAUUAUGAUCGAGUGGGCCACAAUGAGAUCAUAGGAGUCUGCCGCGUGGGGAUCAACGCUGAAGGCCUGGGCCGGGACCACUGGAACGAGAUGCUGGCGUACCCACGGAAGCCCAUCGCACACUGGCACUCCUUGGUGGAGGUAAAGAAAUCCUUCAAAGAGUGGCAGGGCCGGGCUGCCAGCUUUGACAGCGAGAGCUCGUGCCCGUCUCCGAAACCACCUCCCACACCAUGAGCCGCGCGGCCGGACGCCACCAACGGGACUCAGCGAUGUUCUUUUUGCACUCGUCCCACCGUCCGAACAGUGUUGCGCAGGGGCAGCGGUGGCCGUAGCACGAGUCUUAACCGCUCCUGUGUAGGUCAAGGCCAAGACCCUUGUCGUGUGGCCAGACCUGUCUUAGUCUUUCUUGUCUCCCAAGGUGAUGUUUUCUGUGGUUUUCACUUUUUAUGGAUCGGCUGCCAAGAAGGGAAGGGGGGAAGAGUAGGAGAGAAAGAAGAGUGGAGAGCCCAGAAGCUGGUUCAUAUGAAAUACAAUGUAAAAUAGUUGUCUUUCCCGGGGGACGUGGUUUGAGUUCCUGCAGUGUUGUGUCCCCACCAAGCUCCACAAGCCUGUAGAAGAAGGACAUGGGAUGGAGCCACGGCUGCGUCUGCAGUGGCCUGCAGAAAGAUGCAAAUCGGGCCAAGAGCCUUUACAAGGCGCGCUGUGACCCUGGGAAGCUCAUCGCCGCUGUGACACAGACCGAAGUGUAGGCUCCUGGUCCUACGGUGAAAUCACGAGUGCUCCGAGGUAUCCUCGCACCUUCCGCAGGUCGUGCAGGGCUCCUCCCCGCCCCCCUUUCCUUGUUGACUUUCCUCAUCAUCUGAAAAUGUCUUGAUCCCUCGUGGGAACUUAGUCCCUUUCUUUAGGAAUGGUUCUGCUGAAACUAAACAUGCUGUAUGUUUUCUGGCACACCACAUUUAACGACCACAUUUGUUUGAAUACGGGAUCUUUGUUCUCAAAAAUAACCUUCGUUGUAAAGAAGAGAAGGCACACGUGUUCCAGAAUGACUUCGGUGUUAUGCGUAGCUUUACUAAUCCCAUGAAGUAUCAAGCAACUGUUGAAAAUGCCUAAAUAGGUCAAAGAAACACCUAGAUAAAAUGUUCUUUGGGGAACGGGGAGUUUUAAUCCAAGUCAUAGCUGGAAUCCAUCUUUCCGUGACGAGAAUCUUCUUGAUUGAAACAAAGUCAGCUUAAGCCUAUUUCAGCCCCCCUGACUCUGGGACAAUAUCCAUCUUAAACUUUAGUUCUAUAGAUUACUAAGUACUUCAGUGUUUGUUUCAGUGGUAGUGAAGAUUUUUUGGGUUUUUUUCCCUUUAGAUCUCUACCUUAGGCCAAAUUCAGUUUAGGAAAAAAAACAUGUUUCAACUCUUCUGUAUUGUAAUAGUAUGUUUCUGUUGAGUUCAUAUUGGUCUUCCCACCAACCACCUAUAACUCAGUUGAUUUGCUCAAUCUCAGUCUGUACAGCCCUGGUAAAUUCGUGGAGGUGAGUUUCUACUUUAUCUGUGACUACACAAUGCCAACUUCCAGAGUUGUGUGUGUGACUUGCAAGAGGCAAGUCUGCUGAAGAACACCUUCUUCCACCAAUGGAAGGUCAAGAAGGGAAAAGCUAUUCACACACCUUGUGUCUUACUCUUUAUAUAUGUCACAUGCUUCAGGAGCAGAAACUCAAUAAAGUAACCCUCACCUUAAGCCAAGUUAUCAGGUUUCUCUGCUGAUAUAACUUUAGGCAGUGUCUUCUACCCAAAGUUCAGAUGGGCAUGAGGAUGACCAGGAUAUUGUGGCCAGAGAUGUUUUCAGCUUAGAAAAGUAAGGGCAGAUAAACCAAACUCCACUCGGUACUGAGCCUUAGGCUAGGAGCUAAUGUGUCAUUGGUAUAAAGAUAAGUUUUCUCUCCAAAUGUCUUACGAUUGAUAGGCCAUCCUAGUCAGGCAGUACUGCAGCUGGAUAUUCUUUUGAGAGUGAGGGAGAAAACCCAAAGUCAUGCAUGGCAAGACUCAGAGCAGGCCAUAAACUUCAUUCUGUCUCUUGACUCUAGACUGACCCCGUCAACGACACAGCCAGCUCGAUCACUGAGCAGAUGUCGUGGGUCCUGCAACUAGGAAGGGGACAGUUGAGUUUCCUGGGUCAUGAGCAGCCCAGAAAUGAGUGUGAGAGGGCGUUUCCAGAAGUGAUCUCAAAACGCAUAUCCAGCUGCCAUCUUCAUACCCCUAGACACAUGAGGAUGACCACUCGACUCUUUUGGAGGAGGGAGUAUGAUCGGUGUGAAUCUCAUGGAAUAGUUACUGCUCUCAGAUAUUCCUUUUAUGUCCAAGCAGCUAACUCACACAGAGUGAACCUCCCAGUGGUUUUGGGAAAUCAUUUCCUGAGCAGAUUAUGGUCAGCCCCACACCACCUACCCAACUGCCACCGCUCCCAUUACAGCAGUCUUGGUAAAUUUCUACAGGCUGGGAAGCCUACCCCAGGGAAGCUCUCGGCUCCAGGAACCCCACCCCCAGUGUCUUCUGGGGGGACUAGUCCUCAACCCAAAGCAUGAAUGAACCUGAAUGUCUGCCAACUUCAUUA